This is a messenger RNA of Vigna umbellata (rice bean), 916 nucleotides long. Its product is annotated as SWR1 complex subunit 6-like. Gene Ontology annotation, biological process: chromatin remodeling. The record is from RefSeq and is a predicted model, not a curated record. Lineage: Eukaryota; Viridiplantae; Streptophyta; Magnoliopsida; Fabales; Fabaceae.
GAAAACAGGGGUGUGGUGACGUCAAAUCGCACUCGUCAAGCUCUCACAUAUCAUCUUUUAAGAUUAAGGUCGUGUUUAGGUGACGCGUUUCAGUCGGUGAUUCCACGGAGUUAGGAAUGGAGGACGACGGUUCCAGCUCGAUCCGCCGCAUGUCAAGCCGAACGCGAAAAGUUGCGUCCAAAAUGGCCGCCGCACUUGCCAGCGCCGACAACCGCACUCAGGCGGCACUUGCGCGCUUGGAUGCUUUGGAGAAUGACAAUGCGGGUUUUGAAAUCGCAGAUGCCAAUAACGAUGAUGAUGAAGCUUCUCUCGACGAGGAGGAUCAAUUUUAUAUACAGAAGAAGCAGUCUAAAGGCACAAAAAGAAAGACCAGACAGGCAAAAGCACUUGAAGCUAGGAGGGCCCCGAGAACAUUCCUUGAGCUCUUGCAUGAGGCUAACUUAGAAUCAUUGUCACCUCACGUGCCCUCCUAUUGGAAAGCCGCAGUUGGACCUCCAAGCUCAACCUCCCGUCGCCCCUUCUGUACCGUUUGUGGUUUUUCUGCUAAUUACACUUGUGUGAGAUGUGGUAUGCGCUUUUGUUCCUAUAGAUGUCAAAAUGUGCACAAUGAUACUCGUUGCUUAAAAUUUGUAGCCUAAUUCAUGGCCCACAAAAAUGUGCACAAGAACAUUAUUGGACGCACUAUUGUAACUUGUUAUAUAUCAGUGUUCACCAGCACUAUGUGCAAGCAAGCUCUUUGCUCAAUUUUCCUCUUUUGUUACCUUUUAAGACUAGUGGUUCAGUUAUUAAGUCACAAGGUGAAAUUGUAUAUAUUGACCCCUAUUUGAUCCUAUUGAUCUAUGUAACCUUGCUAAAGAUGUCCUUCGAAGUUAUUAAAUUCUAUGAUUCACAAUUCAAAUCCUACAAUUUGACGUGA